Paecilomyces variotii is the source of this 930-nucleotide messenger RNA. Its product is annotated as NADP-dependent oxidoreductase domain-containing protein. NCBI's taxonomy places the organism in Eukaryota, Fungi, Ascomycota, Eurotiomycetes, Eurotiales, Thermoascaceae. Gene Ontology annotation, cellular component: cytosol. Bases 1 to 930 code for a protein of 309 amino acids. The transcript has 2 exons. The record is from RefSeq and is a predicted model, not a curated record. Gene Ontology annotation, molecular function: aldose reductase (NADPH) activity.
AUGUCGUGGGAAAGAAUCACCUUGCGCGCUGUCCACGGCGCCGCGCCGGCCUCGAUUCCCGUUUUGAUCUACGGGACUGCCUGGAAACAUGAUCGAACAGCUGAAUUGGUGCACCAGGCCCUCAGCGCUGGCUUUCGCGCGGUGGAUACGGCCGCCCAGCCUAAGCAUUACCAGGAAGACCUGGUGGGAGCUGGGAUCCGAAAAGCAAUCAGAGAAGAGACCGUGAGACGAGAAGAUUUAUACGUGCAAACCAAGUAUACCUCUGCCCAAGGCCAGGAUCCGCUCCGUAUGCCUUACGAUCCGACGUCCUCGAUCACCGAUCAAGUGCACGCUUCCAUCCGUUCAUCUCUGCAUAAUUUGCGAAUUCGCGAAGAGGUUGAUGAGGAUGACCAGGCAUACAUCGAUACGGUUCUCCUACAUUCUCCGCUCCCCACCAUGACCCAAACGCUGGAGGCAUGGGCAGCACUCGAGACCUAUGUCCCUCACCGCAUUCGCAAUCUGGGACUCUCCAACUGUACACUGGCCGUUUUGGAAGAAUUGUACAGGUCCCCGCAGGUGCGCAUCAAGCCGGCUGUUAUCCAGAACCGGUUCUACCCCACGACGCGGUUCGACGGCCCUCUGCGCGCCUUCUGCCGCGAACAUGGAAUCAUCUACCAGAGCUUCUGGACCUUGACGGCAAAUCCGCAGCUGCUACGCAGCGCAGAGGUUGCGAUGCUGGCGCAGGAAGCCGGUAUCAGCACGGCAGCUGCGCUGUAUUGCCUGAUCUUGGGGUUGGGACACACCACCGUCCUGGAUGGCACCACGAACGCGGUUCAUAUGGCGGAGGACCUGGCGGCUCCGAAACAAGUGGAGCGCUAUGCGACAGAGCGACCAGACGCAUGGCAGAAACUGCUGGCUAGCUUCAAGACUCUGAUCCGGGACGAUUCUUGA